Stylonychia lemnae is the source of this 1110-nucleotide messenger RNA. NCBI's taxonomy places the organism in Eukaryota, Ciliophora, Spirotrichea, Sporadotrichida, Oxytrichidae. The record is from the annotation of a GenBank genome assembly.
AUGGAAAAAAAUUAACCAAUUGGUGAGCAGGCAGGAGAUAUUUAUAUCUUAUCGGGUGAUUUAGGGGGAACAAAUAUUAGACUCUCCUUGCUCAAGAUAACCGAUGCUUCCUUUGAAAAGGUUCACUUCAAGCAUUUAUUAACAAAGAAUACUCGAGCCUUAGCAGUAGAAUUAAAUGAAUUUCUUGAUGAGAUCCCAGUGAAUAGAGAGCUAGUACGUGUUGGGAUAAUAUCCAUUGCAGCUCCUGUUUUUGAUGAUGGCAUCUGCCCAUUAAUGAUCGAUGCGAUUCAUUGGGGAGAGAUUAGGGAGAAGGACAUAUAAGAGGCUACUGGCAUCAAAGUAAUAAGACUUUUGAAUGAUGCAGUUGCUUAGGGGUACGGUACACUCAAUAUUCCAUAGGAACUUACUAGGUGCAUUUAUGAUCCUAGUGAUAAUGGUGUUACUGAAUUACCAGCAGAUAAAAUUAGACUGAUUUAUUCUGUAGGGACAGGACUUGGUUUCUGCAUGAUGUCGAGACCAGACGAAUCUGUUCCCUAUUAUCACUACCCAAGCGAACUAGGUGCCAUUCCUUUGCCUUUACAUAACCAAAAUGAUAGGGCAUUUUACAAAUUCUUGACAGAUAAAGAUAAAAAGAACAUUUUCUAACCAUCACUUUCUGUUUUAUCAGGAGGUUGUGGAUUACUAUACUUACUCGAAUUCUUAUUAACAAGGGAUGAAGAAUCCCAAAAGAAAUAUAGCAACUGCCCAAUAUUGGUUGAAAAUAAAUUAGAAGAUAUUUAGCCUAGGAUGGUGUGUGAUUAUGCUAAAAAUAUGAAUGAUGAGCUUUGCAUAGAAGUCCUAAAAUACUUCUUAGAUCAUAAUGCCAAGACUAUUUCUGAUUAGAUAUGCUUAUACUUGCCACUAGGAGGUAUAUUUUUGUCAGAAUCAGUGAUUUAAGGAAUGGAAUUUAUGUUUGACAGACCUGAUGAUAAGAAACACUUUAUUGAUGUAGUGUAAAACAUUGGUGCGAUUGAAGAUUUGGUAAAAAAAAUAAAAAUAACUUUGAUAACUGCUAAAGACUUGGCAAUAAGAGGGUGUGUUAAUUUCGGAAGACAGAACAAAGUUUUUUGA